This is a messenger RNA of Periconia digitata, 1373 nucleotides long. The record is from the annotation of a GenBank genome assembly. NCBI's taxonomy places the organism in Eukaryota, Fungi, Ascomycota, Dothideomycetes, Pleosporales, Periconiaceae.
CUCGUAGGUAUUGGGUAUAUCCUAUAGUAGGCGCAUAUGCAAUCCACUCUGAUAAUAUGUUUCAUUACAUCAUUCACAGCCCUGUCGUUGAAGUGACCGAUUGUUUUGCUGUUGGCGUACAAGACGCCGAUCAUACCUAGGCACCCGCGAGCAGGCAACAGAGACGAUGCCUGAAUGUCUAGGUAACCAUAAUCAUGACCGAUUAGGGGUACUCAAGUGACUAUAUACCUAGUUAUGCAAGCUACAUUCAAUGUUAUGUACAUACAUAGGUACCCAAGUCAGGGGACUGCUGGUGCCUGAGUGAAACCCGCCUCACCAGUGCUCGAGCGCAUUCAAUGUUGUUUGCCUGCCCAAGCCCGAAACGGAAUAGCGUCUUUACUCUUGCCCCUCCAUCCAGGGCCCCCAAAAGCCCACUUCUCCUUUGCUUCAAAUUCUAGUGCCGUCAACACCCUCCGUUGCACAUACAUACACACAGCCCAAUAUCUCUACCGCGAGUCUCAACCCGGACUCCAAACACAACACUCGCCACCCCACCACAACAACCACCACAUCCCACACACACACACACCGCCGACAUGGCUGACGCUCCCAAACCUGACCCCGCCGCUGAGCAGGUCGCCGCUCCCAGCGCAACCUUGGCCAAGGACGAGACCGCAAAGGUCACCACCGAUGUGACUGACUCCAAAGCCGCCGACUCCAAGCCCGCUGAGGACAAGACGGUGACCGAGAAGGCCACCGAGGCCGCUGCGUCCGCCACCACUGCCGUAAAGGACAAUGUUUUCUCCAUGUUUGGCGGUGGUCCCAAGAAGGAGAAGAAGGAGGAGGCUGACGAAGGCGCCGACGAGCCCAGCGGAGCCACCAAGAAGCCCGAGGAUGAGAACCCGGAAAACGAGGAGCCCGACGUCGAGUUCAAGCCCAUUGUCCACCUUACCGAGAAGGUCGACACCAAGACCAACGAGGAGCUUGAGGAGCAGACGUUCAAGAUGCGCGCCAAGCUGUUCAAGUUCGAUCGCGACAGCAGGGAGUGGAAGGAGCGGGGUACUGGUGACGUCCGUCUAUUGAAGCACAAGGAGAACGGAAAGACCAGGCUGGUCAUGCGUCGGGACAAGACCUUGAAGGUGUGCGCCAACCACUACGUCGUUCCCGACAUGAAGCUGUCUCCCAAUGUCGGCUCCGACCGCAGCUGGGUCUGGAAUGCCGCCGCCGAUGUGAGCGAGGGUGAGCCCGAGGCUCAGACGCUUGCGAUCCGUUUUGCCAACAGCGAGAACGCCAACGCUUUCAAGGAAGCCUUCAUCAAGGCACAGCAGGAGAACGAGGCGCUAUUCAAGGCGAGCGAGUAAAUGCGAAAUGAAUCGGUUUAUGAGGUCUACGAC